Messenger RNA from Penicillium diatomitis, 993 nucleotides. It is a transcript of the gene atfB, whose product is annotated as bZIP transcription factor atfB. NCBI's taxonomy places the organism in Eukaryota, Fungi, Ascomycota, Eurotiomycetes, Eurotiales, Aspergillaceae. Gene Ontology annotation, molecular function: DNA-binding transcription factor activity, RNA polymerase II-specific; RNA polymerase II cis-regulatory region sequence-specific DNA binding. Gene Ontology annotation, biological process: regulation of transcription by RNA polymerase II. Bases 1 to 993 code for a protein of 330 amino acids. The record is from RefSeq and is a predicted model, not a curated record. The transcript has a single exon.
AUGUCUACCGGCCAUGUGAACCCGCCGCCUCUGCCUGGAGCUAUUCCCAUGUCGAACUCCCUGGGCGCCGUCGACCCAUCCACCUUCUCUUCUAUCAACUCUAUCUCUAGUGAUUUUCUAGGCUUCCCGCUCUCCGACAACGACCAUUUGUGGGGAAUCGGCUCCAUCUCUCCAACUAUGGCGGGAGGCAGCUGGGAUUCCAAGAUCGACUCGGCCACUUUCGCUCAUGCCUCUCUUGAACGGGAUCUGAAAAACGCCCAGGUCCGCAACGGUCAGCCCACUCCACCUCCGUAUCAAGAUCAGCGCUCGCAACAGACUUCCAGUCCUGAGCUAGAGCCCGCUAGCAAGCGUCGCCGGGCACGAGAGUCGAGAGUUGCCGCCGCCAGUAUGAGUCCCGAUCUGGAUGACUAUCCUCGAGACGGCACCGACAAACGAGCCAAAUUCCUCGAGCGGAAUCGACUUGCCGCCAGUAAAUGCCGACAAAAGAAGAAAGAGCACACGCAGCAACUCGAACAACGAUACAAGGAGCAGUCUGAAAAGAAAGAGACACUCGUGGCCGAGAUCGCCCGACUGCGCUCCGAGAUACUCAAUCUCAAGAACGAAGUGCUCAAGCAUGCUCAAUGCGGAGACGAGCCGAUCAAACUCCAUCUUGCGCAGAUGGUGAAGAAGAUCACCGACCACGACGGCGCCUCGUCGAUAGGACUUGAGCAUGUGAUGCAGGGGUCCCAGCAGGCUCGAGCUUCGCCAGUAGAUCGAGCGUCAACGCCAGCAACGUCAGUCUCCACCGCAGCAUGUACAACAGCUCCACUGGCGGCGGUCUCCUCGGCACUGUCCUUUGGAUUUGAUGAUCCGCUGCAUGUCGAACCGGCUGCGGCCGCGUCGGUGAACCCCUUUGAGCAGCAAUUUCGGCGGGAUUCUGAAGCGACGAUGGUCUCGGAGUCCUCCCUUGCCUUUUCCGCCGAGGACAACUUUGACGAUUUGAUCAAUGUGUAA